Diachasma alloeum is the source of this 1862-nucleotide messenger RNA. RefSeq names its product calmodulin-lysine N-methyltransferase. The record is from RefSeq and is a predicted model, not a curated record. NCBI's taxonomy places the organism in Eukaryota, Metazoa, Arthropoda, Insecta, Hymenoptera, Braconidae. Gene Ontology annotation, cellular component: cytoplasm. The coding region runs from base 311 to 1297 and encodes 328 amino acids. The transcript has 2 exons. Gene Ontology annotation, molecular function: calmodulin-lysine N-methyltransferase activity.
UUCAUCCGUUAUCGUCCACUUCCCCACCGUCAACGUGAAGUCAAAGAAGUAAAAUAAAGAAGCGGACAUCUGGAUUGAGAGGGACCAGUGAACAACCAAAAAGGCGAGAAAACAUGAGGAUUGUGGAGGCUAAACAGAGGAAAGAAAAACAUACGAAGAGCCGGAUGUGAGGCAACUUCAGUGGAGUUGUGAUAAUUUUUUUAAAAAUCCACACGUGGAUAUUCGUGAUGGACGGGAUAAAUCAGAUUAAUCAGCAUGAAAGUUUGUCUUAGGGGGUGUUUAGCGAGUUUGGGUUCAACUUUUUGGGAAAAUGAAUGACAAAAGUUGCGGCGUCUUGCGGAAGACGGAGGACAAGGAGAGGACGUCAAUGGCUCAGAGGCGCUGGAGAAUGCUGGCGCGAGCGUUGACACGCUCCCCUGAGCCACUCAUAGAGCCUGAGGACGUCAUAUCUGUUCGUCGUUUCACAAAUUUCAAUUUGGUAAAGCCAAAACUCCUCGAGAAUGCACCGGUCGACCCUAAAUCAUCUUGGUACGAGUACUCGUGCGUCGUGGAUAACGAUCUUUUUGCCGUUCUUGUUCGGAGAAUUAACAAAACAUUCACAGCUAAUGAACUCAUUGGCUUCAACAACACGGGAAAUGUCUGUGUCUGGCCCUCCGAAGAGUGUCUCGGCUAUUACUUGCUGAAGAAUCAGAGGAUAUGCCGGAAUAAAACUGUUUUGGAGCUUGGGGGUGGUAUGAGCUGUCUUGCUGGGGUACUCGUUGCCAAAUAUUGUGGCCCAUCCGGUGUUACAUUAACCGACGGAAAUGUCACAAGUGUCGACAACGUUAGGUGUAUCAUUGCCAGAAACAACAUGGCGGAUUUUGUUAAAUGCGGAGUGGUGCAGUGGGCCAGGGCGGCUAAUGUCCUCAGACAGGCUGCCAGUGGGCAUCGGGUGCAGACAUGGAGUCCAGAGACAGUGGACGAAUCACGAAGAACAGAGGGCUUGUACGACGUUAUUCUCAGCGCUGAUUGUUUAUUUUUCGACGAUGUGCGUUUGGAUCUUGUGGAGACAAUCUAUGGUUGGCUUGCGGACGAUGGAAUUGCUCUGAUAAUGGCGCCAAGACGCGGUAUGACAUUCCAGAAAUUUGCGGAUGCUGCUGUUAAGCGGGGCUUUUUGGCGAGACAAAUUGAACGGUAUGAUGCUGAUGUAUGGGCUAGACACCUGGAGCUCGGGGAUAAUUGUCAGGAGUACUGUGCGGAUAUACAUUAUCCAGUUUUACUGGAGUUAACGAAACAGAAGAAGACACCGCCUGGCUGAGACAGGAGGACAUGAUGCUCUUAUCAUUUUAUCAGGAGGAAAAUUAAAUGAGUGGAGGAGUGAAUAUUUUCAUUGAAUUGUCUAGUGUUUAUUCAACUUUUGAAUUAGAUAUUUUGGGGACAAAGUGCCUGGAGUCACUGAGAAUUAAUCUGAGACGUUUGAUCGGGUAAUUAGUUGGAGUAAUGAUACUAAUUCGGAGGAAUGAGCACACCCAGGGGCCUAUCAGUCAUUAUGAACAGGUUUAUCUCACACUGAAAGAAAAAAUUGGCUCUCCCGAAAAACUACAUGUUACACGUGGGAAUAUUUGAUGGAGUGGAACAGAUUUACCUGAUAGAAGGAAAUUUAAUAUCUUUCACAAAAAUGAAAGUUUUGCCGUGAUCAUCAGAAGUAUUCCUAGAAGAAUUCGAACUUUUGGCAGAAAAAAUGUUAUCCAUUGUACGAUAAUCAUUUGAUCUGAGAGAACUGCAUAGGUUUAUAUCACAGAAAGAAUUACGAAUGAAGAAUAUUUUUUUCCCAAAAAAAAAUUGUCCCCUCAAAAUUAUUUAGGUUUGCCAAUAACACAGUU